CAUUCAGUUGAUUAAUUUCAUAUUCACAAGACAAGAUGGACUCUAACAAUGCAAGCUAUAAUGCGGGACAAGCCCAGGGCCAAACCCAGGAGAAGGCUAGUAACAUGAUGGAUAAGGCUAGCAAUGUUGCUCAGUCUGCCAAAGAAUCAAUGCAAGAGGUUGGUCAGCAGAUGCAGGCAAAGGCGCAAGGAGCUGUUGAUUCUGCUAAGGAUUCUACAAACAAGAACUAA
Molecule: messenger RNA, 230 nt
Organism: Medicago truncatula (barrel medic)
Lineage: Eukaryota; Viridiplantae; Streptophyta; Magnoliopsida; Fabales; Fabaceae
Product: late embryogenesis abundant protein 2
Exons: 3
Coding region: 36-230 (64 amino acids)
Source: RefSeq, a predicted model, not a curated record